CAAAGCUCUUCAAUUCAAGAGAAUCCUCAUCUUCUUGGUUCUUCACUCAUCCUCGCUCAAUGACCAUGGCCAGUAUGGCAGUCCUACCGCCGCUCGCAGUCGCUCUCAUCUUUUUCGCAACCCUCGCUCCUCCAGCCCAUGCGCUCAUCCCAUUCCCAAGGUCGUCGUCGCUUUGGGACCUCAUGUCUCUCCCCGAUGACCCUUUCCGAGCCCUCGAGCACGCUCCGCUCUCCCUCCCCAAGGGCGUGCCCGACGCGGACGCUCCCCUGCCCCUCCUAGCUCGUGCUGACUGGAAGGAGACGGCAACUGCCCACAUUAUCUCGCUCGACCUCCCUGGGAUGAAGACGGAGGACGUCAAGAUUGAAGUCGAGGACAACCGGGUCGUCCGGAUCAGCGGAGAGAGGAAGGUCGAGGACAGCGAAGGAGACAAGUGGCACCGAGCCGAGAGGGCGAGCGGCAAGUUCUGGAGGCAGUUCAGGUUGCCCGCGAACGCUGACCUGGACAGCAUCAAGGCUCGUCUCGAGGACGGCGUCCUCAGGAUCACCAUCCCCAAGCUCGGCGACGACAGGAGGAGGCAGCCCAAGGUGAUUCAGAUUGCCGAGUCCGAGCCAGAGUCAGCUUCUACGUCACCCGCCGAGAAGGCCGACAUGUGAGAAGCUCCAGGUUGACUGUUUGAUGCGAGUCUUCCAGUUUCAACCGUUACAAGGAAUAAUGUUUUGUGUUGGAUGAACGAUAUGCUUUGGGCC
This is a messenger RNA of Rhodamnia argentea, 746 nucleotides long. Its product is annotated as 22.0 kDa heat shock protein-like. Gene Ontology annotation, biological process: protein complex oligomerization; response to hydrogen peroxide; response to heat. The record is from RefSeq and is a predicted model, not a curated record. Bases 60 to 653 code for a protein of 197 amino acids. The transcript has a single exon. Lineage: Eukaryota; Viridiplantae; Streptophyta; Magnoliopsida; Myrtales; Myrtaceae.